This is a messenger RNA of Oncorhynchus masou masou (cherry salmon), 552 nucleotides long. RefSeq names its product serum factor response D-like. NCBI's taxonomy places the organism in Eukaryota, Metazoa, Chordata, Actinopteri, Salmoniformes, Salmonidae. The record is from RefSeq and is a predicted model, not a curated record. Bases 34 to 552 code for a protein of 172 amino acids. The transcript is spliced from 3 exons.
GAACAGACGAGUGUGGUGUCCCUCCCCAAACCUAUGGAACAGGUGGUACCAGCCCCGUCAUUGGCUACCAGCUUCCCCUGUAAGCAGUGUGGAAAGAUGUUCUAUAAGAUAAAGAGUCGUAACGCCCAUAUGAAGAUCCAUAGGCAGCAGCAGGAUGACUGGAGACACCCAGGCCUUGUCAUCAACCUAGCCCAGAACGUCACCCCCAACCUGGGAACCAAUCUACCCCAGCUCCAGGCUUCAGGUCGGGCCUACCUCCCAGGCCCCAUCAACAACAACAACAGCAACCACCACACUGGUGGUGCUCACACCAUCAUCAUCAACAACAACACCAACAACAACAUCAGUGAUCCAAACAUUCCAAACACCAAUAACAUGACCAAUAGCAACAGUGUCAGCGUCAUCGACUCCACUCCUAAUCAGAGAGGACACGCCCCCCUCCUCUCUGUCCAGCAAUCGUGGGACUUGUUUCAGUUGAACUCUAAUCCUGCGGCAGGGUUCUACUAUGACCCGGAAGUGAAAGGAGCCCUGGGGGUCACGGUGGGAGGGUGA